Catharus ustulatus (Swainson's thrush) is the source of this 4631-nucleotide messenger RNA. RefSeq names its product tripeptidyl peptidase 2 (gene TPP2). Bases 51 to 3836 code for a protein of 1261 amino acids. NCBI's taxonomy places the organism in Eukaryota, Metazoa, Chordata, Aves, Passeriformes, Turdidae. The record is from RefSeq and is a predicted model, not a curated record. Gene Ontology annotation, biological process: proteolysis. The transcript has 30 exons. Gene Ontology annotation, molecular function: tripeptidyl-peptidase activity; serine-type endopeptidase activity. Gene Ontology annotation, cellular component: cytosol.
UCGCAGCCUGUUCCCCCUGCCCCGCCAGCCCCGCGCCCCCGUCUCGCGCCAUGGCGGCCGCCGCCGAGGAGCCGUUCCCGUUCCACGGGCUCCUGCCCAAGAAGGAGACCGGCGCUGCCGCCUUCCUCGCCCGCUUCCCCGACUUCGACGGGCGGGGGGUGCUGCUGGCCGUGCUGGAUACCGGCGUGGACCCCGGGGCGCCGGGCAUGCAGAUUACAACUGAUGGGAAACCGAAGAUAAUUGAUAUAAUUGAUACUACAGGCAGUGGUGAUGUAACUACAUGUACCAUUGCAGAACCUAAAGAUGGAGAAAUUACUGGUCUUUCUGGAAGAACUUUAAAGAUUCCAGCAAACUGGGUAAAUCCUUCAGGCAAAUAUCACAUUGGCAUAAAAAAUGGUUAUGAUAUCUAUCCUAAAGCUCUUAAGGAGAGGAUUCAGAAAGAGCGCAAGGAAAAGCUCUGGGAUCCUGUUCACAGGCUGGCUUUAGCAGAGGCUUGUAGGAAACAAGAAGAAUUUGAUGCUGCUCAUAGCUCUCCCUCACAGGUAAAUAAGCUAAUAAAGGAAGAACUUCAAAAUCAAGUGGAAUUGUUGAAUUCUUUUGAGAAAAAAUACAGUGAUCCUGGCCCAGUGUAUGAUUGUGUAGUGUGGUAUGACGGUGAGACCUGGAGAGCCUGCAUAGAUACAAGUGAGAGUGGUGACUUAGCUAACUGUACAGUGCUGAGAACCUACAAAGAGGCUCAGGAAUAUGGAUCUUUUGGAACAUCUGAGAUGUUGAAUUAUUCUGUGAAUAUAUAUGAUGAUGGAAACCUCCUUUCCAUUGUGACAAGUGGAGGAGCACAUGGAACACAUGUGGCAAGUAUUGCAGCUGGAUACUUUCCAGAAGAACCAGAACGGAAUGGUGUGGCUCCUGGAGCUCAGAUUCUUGCAAUCAAGAUUGGUGAUACAAGACUAAGUACAAUGGAAACUGGCACUGGUCUGAUAAGAGCUAUGAUAGAAACAAUAAAAUACAAAUGUGAUCUUGUCAACUACAGCUAUGGAGAAGCAACACACUGGCCAAAUUCUGGGAGAAUUUGUGAAGUGAUUAAUGAAGCAGUGUGGAAACACAAUGUAAUCUAUGUUUCAAGUGCUGGAAAUAAUGGUCCUUGCCUUUCUACAGUUGGAUGUCCUGGUGGAACUACAUCUAGUGUAAUAGGUGUUGGUGCCUAUGUGUCACCUGACAUGAUGGUUGCUGAAUACUCCUUGAGAGAAAAACUGCCAGCAAAUCAAUACACUUGGUCAUCCAGAGGGCCUAGCACUGAUGGAGCCCUUGGAGUAAGUAUCAGUGCCCCAGGAGGUGCUAUUGCUUCUGUUCCAAACUGGACUCUGCGAGGAACACAACUCAUGAAUGGCACAUCCAUGUCUUCUCCCAAUGCAUGUGGAGGCAUUGCGUUAGUACUGUCAGGACUCAAAGCUAAUAAUGUUCAUUACACUGUUCAUUCUGUCAGAAGAGCUUUAGAAAAUACAGCAGUGAAAGCUGAAAACAUAGAAGUAUUUGCACAAGGACAUGGCAUUAUUCAGGUUGAUAAAGCCUAUGACUACCUCAUUCAGAAUUCAUCAUUCACAAGUAACAUCGGCUUCACAGUUACAGUCGGCAGCAACCGUGGAAUCUACCUCAGAGAUCCAGCCCAGAUACUGGCACCAUCUGAUCAUGGGGUUGGCAUAGAACCUGUCUUUCCUGAGAACACAGAAAACACUGAAAGAAUAUCUCUCCAGCUUCAUUUAGCUUUAACUUCAAAUGCUCCAUGGGUCCAGUGUCCUAGUCAUUUAGAACUUAUGAACCAGUGUCGACACAUAAAUAUUCGUGUGGAUCCACGUGGCCUGAGAGAAGGAGUACAUUAUACAGAGGUGUGCGGAUAUGAUACAGCAAUGCCUAAUGCAGGCCCUCUGUUCAGAGUUCCAAUCACUGUUGUUAUACCAACAAGAGUAGAUGAAUCAUCAAGCUAUGACCUGACAUACACAGAUGUUCAUUUUAAACCUGGUCAGAUCCAAAGGCACUUUAUUGAUGUUCCACAGGGAGCUACAUGGGCUGAAGUGACAGUGUGUUCAUGUUCAGCUGAUGUGACUGCCAAGUUUGUGCUUCAUGCUGUUCAGCUUGUGAAACAAAAAGCAUACAGAAGUCAUGAGUUCUACAAGUUUUCAUCCUUACCAGAAAAAGGCUCAGUGACUGAAGCAUUUCCUGUCUUAGCUGGAAAAACCCUUGAAUUUUGUGUUGCUCGGUGGUGGGCAAGCCUUAGCGAUGUUAGCAUUAAUUACACAAUUUCUUUCCAUGGUGUACUUUGUGGUGCUCCUCAGCUAAACAUGCAUGCUUCAGAAGGCAUCGCACGGUUUGAUGUUCAGUCCCUGUUGAAAUACGAAGAUAUUGCUCCAUGCAUAAAUCUGAAAAGCUGGGUUCAAACACUCAGACCAGUGAGUGCAAAAAUAAAACCUUUGGGCUCCAGAGAUAUUUUACCAAAUAAUCGUCAACUGUAUGAGAUGAUUUUGACCUAUAACUUCCAUCAGCCUAAGAGUGGAGAAGUAACUCCAAGCUGUCCACUUCUUUGUGAAUUGUUGUAUGAAUCUGAAUUUGAUAGUCAACUAUGGAUUAUUUUUGACCAGAACAAAAGACAAAUGGGUUCAGGAGAUGCCUAUCCACACCAGUAUUCUGUGAAACUGGAGAAAGGCGAUUACACUAUUCGGUUACAAAUUCGACAUGAGCAGAACAGUGAGCUGGAUCGCAUCAAAGACCUGCCAUUUAUUGUUUCUCAUAGGUUGUCUAGUACCUUGAGCUUAGAUAUUUAUGAAAACCAUAGCCUUGCUCUCUUAGGGAAGAAGAAAUCCAACAGUUUGACACUACCACCAAAACACAGUCAGCCAUUCUUUGUUACAUCUCUACCUGACGACAAAAUACCUAAAGGAGCAGGACCAGGGUGUUAUCUUGCAGGAAGUCUUACUCUGUCUAAAACAGAACUUGGAAAGAAAGCUGGGCAGUCUGCAGCAAAGCGACAAGGAAAAUUUAAAAAGGAUGUCCUUACUGUUCAUUAUCAUCUUAUACCAUCACCAUCAAAGAGUAAAAAUGGCAGCAAAGAGAAAGAAAAAGAACAGGAAAAAGAAAAAGAUGCAAAAGAAGAAUUUGCUGAAGCUUUAAGAGACCUAAAAAUACAGUGGAUGACCAAGCUGGAUACCACUGACAUGUAUAGUGAGUUGAAAGAAGCAUUUCCUAAUCAUCUUCCUCUGUAUGUUGCAAGACUUCAUCAGCUGGAUUCUGAAAAGGAACGAAUGAAAAGACUUGAUGAAAUCAUUGAAGCUGCAAAUACAGUAAUCUCUCAUAUUGAUCAAACAGCAUUAGCAGUAUAUUUUGCCAUGAAGACUGAUCCCAGGCCUGAUGCAACUACUAUAAAAAAUGAAAUGGAAAAACAGAAGAGUACUUUAGUGGAUGCACUUUGUCGAAAGGGAAGUGCACUGGCUGACCAACUUCUUCAUCUGCAGACCCAAGAAGGGGCUGCUUCCAGUGAUGCAGAAGGCAAAGAUGAGGAUCAUGAAAGCUGCUCAGAAGCUCUGACAGAGACAUUCUGGGAAACAACAAAAUGGACUGAUCUUUUUGACAGCAAGGUUUUGACUUUUGCCUAUAAGCACGCAUUGGUUAAUAAAAUGUAUGGAAGAGGUCUCAAGUUUGCCACAAAACUUGCAGAAGAAAAGCCAACAAAGGACAACUUAAAAAACUGCAUUCAGCUAAUGAAGCUGCUUGGAUGGAAUCAUUGUGCAACUUUCACUGCAAAUUGGCUUCCUGUCAUGUAUCCACCUGAUUAUUGUGUAUUCUAGAGAAUCAACAAUUGUAAAAUGAAAAUGAUUUUAUAUGGGACAGGAUAGGAAAAGAGAAGUUUGACUUUUUAUUCGAACGCAUGUUUUCAUUACUGAAUGCUGAUUAUUAAAUUGUGUGUAUUUAUCAGUAAAGGCACCUGGGUAUGGCUUAAUACCUGUUAACCAAACUCCUGUCAUCAGGGAGUUUCCUUAUUGUGCAUCCCAUUGCUGGCAAUGGAUGUGCCAGAACUGCCAACAUCAAGGAUUUGAAAUUAGUUUGGAAAGAAUUACUGCAUGCAUGUUAUGUUCUGAAUUGUUACUUUUAACUGCAAACCUGUAAAAGUUCUGUAUUUUUUAUGGUACACUGAAUUUUAACAUGUUUGAUCUUAAUUUCAAUUGUAUGAAGGCCUUAAAGCUACUUCAAGAGUAGCUGAAAUCUUACUUAAGAAAUGAAAAUAAUGGACACCUGUAUUGUUUGCAAGAGUUUACAUUUAAUGUUUUUAAGAAAAAUUCAACCUCUCGAACUGUUACAAUGGUUCUCAGAAUUGCUGAUGCAUAGGUACUCUUGUAAAUUUUCAAAACUCUUCAUUUUGCAGUGAUUUCAGGCAAACUCAGAAAUCCUGGUGAAGCUGAGUAUCAGGAUAGGCUGAUACAUGUAUAAAAGUGCCAGACAGUUACAUCUUGAUUAGAUAUUGUAAAGCUAUACAUAGAUGUUUAUUAAUGUUAAAAACACAGCAGAAUAAAUGUCCAAAGUUGAUGAUCAAAAAAACACCAUGUUCACUCUGAUACUUUAAAAGACUUUUAUAAUUAAUAAAA